This is a messenger RNA of Lolium perenne, 750 nucleotides long. RefSeq lists its product as uncharacterized. Lineage: Eukaryota; Viridiplantae; Streptophyta; Magnoliopsida; Poales; Poaceae. The record is from RefSeq and is a predicted model, not a curated record.
CACGCCUAAGCUGAAGCGGACCGCGCGUGCUGCCCUAAACAACGGGAAGACCACCGGCCGUCGGAGCGCCGCCGCACACUCUACCUCUCCGUCGCCUCUCCGCCCGGCGGUACAAGUUCCUGCCGCCGCCUCUCCGCCCCCUGGCGCGCGCCUAGUUGGAGAACAAUGGACCAGAUAAGCUCCGCCACGACAACUCCUCAUCCGAGAGCGAAGGCCACCCUGGUUCUCGGCGCAGAAUCCUUCGCGGUCAGCUCCGAGUCUGGGACGCUGUCGGAGCAGCUGGCGGCGAUGAGGGAGAAGAGUAUGGUGAUCCUCAAGGACUACAUCACCAGGCACAACGCCCCGAACGACGUCCCCGAUGAGCCCGUCGAGGGCUUGUCUGACGACGAGGGCGAGGCGCUCGCUAAAAACCCACCCAAGAAAUCUAAGAAGCAGAAGUGAUGGUCCUAAUCUCGUUGAUCUGUUGCAAUUUGCCUUAGCCCCCUUGGGAGAACACCGUGUCUGUCCCUUGCUGAAUGUUCCUUCUGACGCACAUUGUUAGGCACUUAUCUGCUUUGUGUAAAGAACUGCUAUCUGAUGAUAUGCCUAGGGGAAGUCUGCCCCUUGCUGUAUGACGCAAAUUUUAGAUGUUUUGCUUUGAGGAGAAUAUAUGAGAUUUAGCACAAGAGCUCUUUUUGCUGUCAAAUGUCAGUGUGCAGGAAGGCACCAACCAACUUGAAAUCCAACAAUAAACAGGUCUUUUGAUAGCGG